Molecule: messenger RNA, 1827 nt
Organism: Macadamia integrifolia
Lineage: Eukaryota; Viridiplantae; Streptophyta; Magnoliopsida; Proteales; Proteaceae
Product: light-inducible protein CPRF2
Exons: 6
Coding region: 198-1607 (469 amino acids)
Biological process (GO): regulation of DNA-templated transcription
Molecular function (GO): DNA-binding transcription factor activity
Source: RefSeq, a predicted model, not a curated record
GUCGUAUCUUCCUUAUUCCUAUAUAUCUAUCUCUAUCCAGUCUUUUCUCUCUCUAAUCCUCUCUCUCUUCCAAGUCUUCAGUGGAAACAAAAGCGAAGAAAAAAACCAGAGGUUGCGGAGUUAAGAAGAGAUUAUCGAAAACGCGUGUGAUUGUGUGAUUGCGUGUUUCUCUCUCUAUCUCUCUCUGAAGAGAAGUAAUGGAUAGGGUGUUCUCAGUGGAGGAGAUUUCCGAUCCAUAUGGAUGGCCAGCGCCGCCACGGCCGCCAUCUCACUCUUCCAUGCGAACCAAUGAAGAGCAAAAGAUGAUGAAUCGAAGUUCGUCGGAAUGGGCUUUCGAGAGAUUCCUUCAGGAAGCGUCAGCAUCGGAGAAUUCGCAGUCUCCGGCAUCGUCAUCCGCCGCCGCCGCUGAUACUCCCUCUCCGCCAGCUGUACUUUCCUCCUCCUUUGUCUCUCCGUCCUCAUCUUCGUCGAAGAGAGUCGGCGAUGGCGGACGUGAACGUGAUGACGACGUUGUCGAGAUCAAGGACCGUCCUCUGCCUCAGCUUUCCAAUCAACCUCCACCCCCAAACGUUCCCAAUGAUUCUGAGGAGUACCAGAAUUUCCUGAAGAACCGUCUCAAGCUCGCUUGUGCUGCCGUUGCCUGGACUCGGGCAUCUUCUGUGAAACCUCAAGAUUCUACUCAAUCGGCUGAUGGUGGAUCACAAACUUCAAAUACUUCACAAUUGGGAUCUCAAGCUCCUGCCAAAGGACCAGGAUAUGGUUUCUCCGUGGGACAAGAUAAAGUUGUUGGGGGUCCAGUAGGAAUUCCAGCACUGCCUGCUAUGCAGAAAAAAUCAGGAGUUCAGGCUAGACCAACAACCAGUGGGUCCUCGAGAGAGCAGUCAGAUGAUGAUGACCUUGAAGGUGAAACAGAAAAUACUGGGAAUAUGGAUCGUGCUGAUGCAAAGCGCGUAAGGAGGAUGCUGUCAAACAGAGAGUCGGCUAGACGUUCAAGAAGAAGAAAACAAGCACAUUUGAGUGAGCUUGAAACACAGGUUGCACAAUUAAGAGUUGAAAACUCUUCUUUGUUGAAGCGACUUACUGAUGUAAAUCAUAAGUACACUCAAGCGGCUGUUGACAACAGAAUUCUUAAAGCAGAUGUUGAAACAAUGAGAGCAAAGGUGAAGGCAGCAGAAGAAACUGUUAAGAGAGUGACAGGGUUGAAUCCACUGUUCCCAGCGAAUGGUGAGAUACCACCUCUGAUGGGCAUGCCAUUUGCGGGCAGCCCAUCUGAUGCGUCUGCAGAUGCUGCUGUUCCAGUGCAGGAUGACCCCAAGCGGCACUUCUAUCAGCCUGCUCCUCCUCCCAGUGGUGCUAUUUCCACUAAUCCACGUGAUGGAAGAGUGCAUGAUGGCUUGCCUGAUAUUCCUCCAGCCCCAGUUGCUCCAGUUGCUCCAAUUGCUCCUGUUGAUAAGAUGCAGAAUGUAAAUGGGGGUACAAAGAUUGGCCGAACGGAUUCCAUGCAGCGGGUAGCUAGCUUAGAACAUCUUCAGAAACGUAUCCGUGGGGGUGGAAGUUCCUGUGGACCUGUGCAAUGGGAUGCAGGGUGGGAACCAGAAACCCCUUAGUGGUGGACGACAGUAACUGCUUGUUAAGGUUCAGAUGCAUAGGAUUUAUUUAAUUAAUGACUCCUAUUCUUUUCUGUUUAUAUUGCAGGCUGAAACUGCAUUUCUCACCUUCCAUAGUAUUAUAUUCUCAUCUCCCUCUGUUAUUGAUUUGAUUUGAAGGCAGUGCUUCCCAUGUUAAUAGCCAUUCACAGGAUUAUAAUCGAUCAUGCGCCUCUUCCUA